GAUUCAAACUGGGGAGCCGCCGGCUCGCGGGAUCGGCGCUGGCGCUGCCGCAGCCGCCCUGCCCCGGGCCAUGGAGCAUCGCAUCGUGGGGCCCGGGCCGUACCGGGCCACCAGGCUGUGGAAUGAAACAGUGGAGCUUUUUCGUGCUAGGAUGCCCUUACGGAAACAUCGCUGUCGUUUCAAGAGUUAUGAGCAUUGCUUCACAGCGGCUGAAGCUGUGGAUUGGCUGCAUGAGCUGCUGAGGUGCAGUCAAAACUUCGGCCCCGAAGUGACUCGCAAACAAACGGUCCAGCUGCUAAAGAAAUUCUUGAAAAAUCACGUUAUUGAAGACAUUAAGGGAAAAUGGGGUCAGGAAGAUUUUGAAGACAACCGUCACUUAUACAGAUUUCCUCCUUCUUCACCCCUGAAACCAUAUCCAAAGAAGCCCCCAUACCAAAAGGAUGUUAUUAAAUUUCCAGAAUGGAAUGAUCCCCCACCAGGCACUUCACAAGAGAACAUCCCAGUGAGGCCAGUGGUGAUGAAUUCUGAGAUGUGGUACAAGCGUCACAGUAUUGCUAUUGGUGAGGUGCCAGCUUGCCGUCUCGUCCACCGCAGACAGCUGACAGAGGCCCAUGUAGAAGAGAUAUGGAAGUCUAUGACAUUAUCAUACUUACAGAAAAUCCUUGGCUUAGAUUCCUUAGAAGAAGUUUUAGACAUCAAACUUGUCAACUCCAAGUUCAUCAUCCAUAAUGUGUAUAGUGUUAGCAAGCAGGGAGUCGUUAUCCUUGAUGACAAAUCAAAAGAACUUCCUCAUUGGGUGCUGUCAGCUAUGAAGUGUUUGGCAAAUUGGCCCAACUGUUCUGAUUUGAAGCAGCCUAUGUACCUGGGAUUUGAAAAAGAUGUCUUUAAAACUAUAGCAGAUUACUAUGGUCACUUGAAAGAGCCACUGCUUACGUUUCAUCUUUUUGAUGCUUUUGUCAGCGUAUUAGGUUUGUUACAGAAAGAGAAAAUGGCAGUUGAAGCAUUUCAGAUUUGCUGCCUCCUCCUGCCUCCAGAAAAUAGGAGAAAGUUACAGCUGUUGAUGAGGAUGAUGGCAAGGAUCUGCUUAAAUAAGGAGAUGCCACCACUGUGUGAUGGCUUUGGCACCCGAACACUGAUGGUUCAGACAUUUUCCCGUUGCAUCUUGUGUUCCAAGGAUGAAGUGGACUUGGAUGAGUUAUUAGCUGCUAGGUUGGUGACGUUUCUGAUGGACAAUUACCAGGAAAUUCUGAAAGUCCCAUUGGCCUUGCAGACUUCUAUAGAGGAGCGUGUGGCUCAUCUACGAAGAGUCCAGAUAAAAUACCCAGGAGCUGAUAUGGAUAUCACUUUAUCUGCUCCGUCAUUUUGCCAUCAAAUUAGUCCAGAGGAAUUUGAAUAUCAAAGAGCAUAUGGCUCUCAGGAACCUCUGGCAGCCUUGCUGGAGGAAGUCAUAACAGACGCUAAACUCUCCAGCAAAGAGAAAAAGAAAAAACUGAAGCAGUUUCAGAAAUCCUAUCCUGAAGUCUACCGAGAACGAUUUCCUACACCAGAAAGUGAAGCACUUCUGUUUCCUGAAAAACCCAAACCAAAACCACAGCUACUAAUGUGGGCACUAAAAAAGCCGUUCCAACCAUUUCAAAGAACUAGAAGUUUUCGGAUGUAAUACUUCCACAGCAACAGGGGUUAGAGACCUUCUGUUAUUGUUGUUGUUGAUGUUGUUGUUUUGAGUGAUUCGUGGUUAGGAGAAGGACUAUGGUGGUUGAAGAAAGAAAUGCAAAACAUAUAGACUACUGAAAUUCAGAUAAAGAUUAUCUGACUUAAAAAAUGUUGAGCCAUUAUCAGUAUUUUUGUAAAACUCAGUGCUAUUUUUAAAGUGUACAAGUCAAUAAAAACAAUUGAGUCAAAUAUAUAGUGGCAAUGUUAACAUGUUUGUAAUUGUUACCAAAUUUAAGGGUAAAGUAUUUUCAUCUUUUUAUUUGUUGUUUUUCACGGUGUUUAUAAUAGUUGUGUGUACAUCCUAGUGACUGAUGUUUUUGUUAUAACCAAGUCUUAAAAACACUGUUUAUACUUGAAGAAGAAAGACACUGUGUACUGUUACUGUGAUGCUGUUGCCUUAACAGCCAUUUGUGAUUUCCCCUAUGUAAAUUCCAUUUUUCAUUGUUGUACAAAAAUCUUAAUGUCCUAUA
Lemur catta (Ring-tailed lemur) is the source of this 2183-nucleotide messenger RNA. RefSeq names its product DEP domain containing 1B (gene DEPDC1B). The transcript has 11 exons. The record is from RefSeq and is a predicted model, not a curated record. Bases 71 to 1660 code for a protein of 529 amino acids. NCBI's taxonomy places the organism in Eukaryota, Metazoa, Chordata, Mammalia, Primates, Lemuridae. Gene Ontology annotation, biological process: intracellular signal transduction; positive regulation of Wnt signaling pathway.